Molecule: messenger RNA, 1557 nt
Organism: Aphis gossypii (cotton aphid)
Lineage: Eukaryota; Metazoa; Arthropoda; Insecta; Hemiptera; Aphididae
Product: calaxin-like
Exons: 2
Coding region: 66-932 (288 amino acids)
Molecular function (GO): calcium ion binding
Source: RefSeq, a predicted model, not a curated record
UGUGUUUGCAUGGCAAUGUAAUUAUUUUGUUCGUUGAAUACUGUGAAAAUAAAACAAUCAGAAAAAUGCCAUACAGACCGAUAAAUAAAUGUUUACCAGUGACGGUGGAUAUACGUUUGCAGCAUAGAUACUCAGAUAUUGGAACGGAUCUUUCGCGUUGUACACAUUUUAAUAAAAUAGAAGUGCUGCGAUUACUGCAGUUGCAUUACAUGCUAACAAAAGAAAAUACAGUACCUAUGGAUAAGUUUCAAUUCAUACAAUUUAUGGACAUUUUUCUAGGACUAAGAAACGUAGAUGCCAUAGAUAAAAUAUUUUUACUUAGUUGCGAAACAAACAAAGAACUAACUGGGCCUGAGUUUGUCAAGGUAUUAUCAAUGGUGUUAAAAGGAACACUACCCGACUUGAUAAACUUUUGCUUUGAAGUUUACACGGAGAUGGUCAGAUCACCUAAAUACAUUAAAAAAGAGGACGUGUUACUGAUGGCCAAAAGAAAUAGCAUGAAGAUGUGUAAGUUAAUGAAUAUGGAGGAGUACGAUCAAAGUUUCGUGGAUUUCGUUAUGGCUGAGUUGGACAAGGAUCGUGAUAGUAGAAUAUCACUGGAAGACUAUCGAAACGCUGUGCACGAAAAUGUCGCCUGGUUACAGUUUUUGGGGCAAAUUCUUCCAUCGUCUUCCAGAAAAGAAGCAUUUAUGAAAUUAUUUACAAAUCGACCAUAUAUUAAUAAUAUACAGACUACAGCGGCAGCGAUGACUCGAAAAAACAGGGAGAGUACUGCAAGAAUGAAAUCAACAGCUAGCCAAAUCGAUAUCGCUAGUAGUACAUCAUUUUCCAGCGAUUCAACUGGUUUGAUGAUUAACCGUGGCACUCCUCAAGGUACAAUGAGCAGAAGAAAUCUAGCAGUAUCGGAUGGAAACUAUUUAACAUUAUUUUAACAAAUUACUGAUUUUUGGUAAAUAUUAUAUCACACCAAAAACACUUGGUUAUAACUCCGUGUAAAAAAAGCUAAGCUAAAAAAAAUUAUGUAUAUAGUAAUGAUUAAAUCUUUAAGAAACGUGAUAUAAUAUGGGAAUUAAAAAAAAAUGGCAUUUUAUAAUAUUAUUAAAAACACCUGUGACGACAAAUAAGAUCAACUGUAUAAAGUUAAAUACUUAGUCAAAAUAUUGUUUAACUACUUUAGGUACAGGACGUAUAAGUAUACUUAAAUAAGUAACCACUAUAGUAUUUUUUGUAAUUAAUAAUUUAUAAGCAAUAUGUUGACUAAGUAUAUAACUUUAUACAAUUUAUCUUAUUUUUCGUCGUAGGUGUUUUUAAUAUUAUAGAAUGACAUUUUACUUAGUUUCCAUAUUACAUCACGUUUUUUUAAAGAUUUAAUUAAUUACUAUAUCUAUAUAUUUUUUUUAGCUUAGCUUUUUUUACAUGGAGUUAUUAUCAAGUGUUUUUGCCGUUUUUUUUUUUGUGUGAUAUCAGCUAUUUAUUUUAUAAAAUAAGCCACGAUUUUACUUGACUGUAUAUAACAAUAAUAAUAUAAAUCCAGCAAGCAUCGUUGGCUAAAUAUUA